This is a messenger RNA of Dendroctonus ponderosae (mountain pine beetle), 1508 nucleotides long. Its product is annotated as phospholipase A1 member A. NCBI's taxonomy places the organism in Eukaryota, Metazoa, Arthropoda, Insecta, Coleoptera, Curculionidae. Gene Ontology annotation, molecular function: lipase activity. The record is from RefSeq and is a predicted model, not a curated record. The coding region runs from base 216 to 1292 and encodes 358 amino acids. The transcript is spliced from 7 exons.
CCACAGUGCGAUUUUUUUUUAUAGAUAUGGGCGCAUCGUACUCGAAUUCGCACUACCAACUCUCUCGUUCAUUGUUUUCAGUCGCACAUCCAACGGUUCUUCGUGCAGUCUUUCCCAGUCACUUUCGCCGCAGUUAAUCGCGUUUUUUUCAUAUAAUAGAGGAAAAUGUGCCAAACAUUUUGAGAUCAAUCAGUUCAAUCGACAAACUCACUAAAAUGGAUUGUGCGUGGGUGCGAAUCUUCGGCUUGCUUCUGGCAAUGGCAGCAAAAGCAAAAUCCCAAAACGCCAUAAUCGACCCGAUAAAAGACGCGCUCUUCCUGCACAAUUUCAUUCAGACCAACAACACCCUGCAAGACUGCGUCUUCCGGCCGUACAACGUGAAGGAAAUGUGUCCCGACCCGGACAUUCGAUACGUCCUGUACACGAACGGCGAGAAGCAGGUUUAUAGUCAUACUCAAACUGACUGGUUGAGGCAAAGCAUUUGGGACCCCUUGAAGGAAGACAUGCUGUUGGUGCAUGGAUAUGCUGGAGGCGACGACACUUUACCAAUUAACGUCCUGAGAGAUGCGUACAUUCGGAAUGGCUCCUACAACACCUGGGUGCUCGACUGGGGGGCCCUGGGCGAAGCCCCCUGCUACCGGGCGGCUGUAAGCAACAUGCGGGCGGUGGCUAGAUGUACCGGAGACUUUCUGACCAUGCUCAGAACCGCCGGAUUGCCUACGGAAAAACUCACCUGCGUAGGGCAUUCGUUGGGCGCUCACAUAUGCGGCUUGAUUUCCAAGUACGUGCUGUUCCGAAUGCACCGGAUCGUCGCUCUGGACCCAGCCAGGCCGUUGAUCACCAACCAAGUGAAGCUGAAUUCUGGAGACGCUGCAGCUGUCCAUGUGCUGCAUACGAACGCAGGCCACUAUGGGGAGGGCGGGCGUGGUGGGCAUGUGGAUUUUUGCAUCAACGGAGGCCGAAUCCAGCCCUAUUGCGAAAAUGGCGAUAUUGAUGCCCAGUUGUGCAGCCAUAUUUGGGCGAUUUGCUACAUGGCGGAGAGUUUGGUGCCUCAUUUGCAGAAGAAGGCGGAACCAUGCGCGAGGAGGUGCCCAUCGGGGCCCAGGCCUGGCAACAGAGUGGGCAUCCCAAUGAUGAUGGGCCAGUCCACUCCUCUGACAGCUGCAGGCUCUUAUUGCAUACACGAUAAGGAGCCUCCCUACUGCCCGAAGAAAGCUGGCCACAUUGGCGACUCCAGAUGCUGCUUGAAGCCCCCAGAAUCUCCGCCUCCUGCAAGGCGCUUUUGGGGCUGAUGGGGCGUGGAAUUACCCAAUUUUUGUACAUAUAGCGGGAAUUUACAUUACGGAGACUUAAGUAGGUAUAUGGGGUGAUUUGUUCAUGGACCUGGAUGGCUUGGGGGGUGGAGGAUGGAGCAAACUAAUCGUUUUCUCGGGGAGUUGAGGGGAAAACAGACUGCAGUCCAGUGCGCAUUUAUAGAUGUAAAAUGAAUAAAUUUCUGUUUUUACUUG